AUGGUGGCGCUCAACCCCUUGUUGUUAUUCGGGCUCGCUGGCUUCGCCGGCUUCAACGUCGACAAGCUCAUCACUUUUGACGGCGAGGCCGGCCAGGCCGUGUCCACGGACGAGUGGAACGUCAUAACUGACGUCCAUUACAACAACGAAGUCCAAGAAUACACCACCUCCACCGACAACAUGCACCACUCGGGCAACGGCACCCUCCUCGUCAUCCCGCUGCGCUCCGACGACGGCCAAUGGACCUCCGGCCGCAUCGAGUCGACAGCCACCUACGAGCCGGCCGACAAGAAAGUCACGCGCUUCCAGUCCUUCCUCCGCUUCGGCGACAGCCCCAAGGAGAAACAACAGGGGAUCUGGCCGGCCUUCUGGACGCUGGGGGCCUCGUCGCGCGAGCAAGGCAUCCCGUGGCCCGAGUGCGGCGAGCUGGACAUCAUGGAGCGCAAGAACGGCGAGUCGGUCGGCCACGGCACCCCCCACUGCGGGCCGGGCGACAGCCCGUGCAGUUCGCUGACCAAGUCGGUCAAGCUGGCGGACAAUGGUUGGCAUACGUGGGCGAUCGAGGUGGAUAGGACGGACGGGGACUGGAAGAAGCAGACGAUUCGGUGGCUGCUGGAUGGGGAGGAGUAUAAUAAGGUGAUGGGGGAGGAUAUGGAGAAGAAGGAGAUUUGGGAGUCGGUGGCGCACCAGCCGCAUUAUUUUAUCUUGAAUGUGGCUGUGGGCGGGAACUGGCCUGGACCACCCAACGACAAGACGGCCGACGGCAUGGACAAUGUAUUGGAGGUCAAGUACAUCGCUGUGGGUUCCAAGUAG
This is a messenger RNA of Chaetomium fimeti, 813 nucleotides long. Its product is annotated as concanavalin A-like lectin/glucanase domain-containing protein. NCBI's taxonomy places the organism in Eukaryota, Fungi, Ascomycota, Sordariomycetes, Sordariales, Chaetomiaceae. The coding region runs from base 1 to 813 and encodes 270 amino acids. Gene Ontology annotation, molecular function: hydrolase activity, hydrolyzing O-glycosyl compounds. Gene Ontology annotation, biological process: carbohydrate metabolic process. The record is from RefSeq and is a predicted model, not a curated record. The transcript has 3 exons.